Molecule: messenger RNA, 705 nt
Organism: Vicia villosa (hairy vetch)
Lineage: Eukaryota; Viridiplantae; Streptophyta; Magnoliopsida; Fabales; Fabaceae
Exons: 2
Coding region: 152-493 (113 amino acids)
Source: RefSeq, a predicted model, not a curated record
UCUGCUUUUGUAAUUUUGUUAAUUCUUUUUAUUUAUUUAUUCAUAUUGUUAAUUUAUCAAACCGACUCACAUAAAUUUAUCGCUAUAUAUACACACACUCUCUUUCUCUAUGUUGUUUAAGUUCUUAGUUUUUCUAUCUUGAAAAUUUGCUAUGGUGGAUCAUGAAAUCGUGUGCUGCAUGUGCGGUGAUGUUGGUUUCACUGACAAACUUUUCAAAUGUAACAAAUGUCGCUACCGAUUCCAACACUCUAACUUGUAUGGAGAAUUAAGCGAGAUAGAAGAGUGUGAUUGGUGCCAAAGCAAAGGGAAAAACAGUAUUGGCUCCAAGAAACCGGCGGUGACAGUGGCGAUCAACCGUAGUUCAGGAUGUUCUGGCGAGAAAAUAUUGAAGCAGCAUAAGGAGGAGAAGUGUUCGGAGAAGAGGAAGAGUAUGGUGCCGUCACCGAGACAAGGCACACGCAGGUAUAAGCUUCUCAAGGAUGUAAUGUGUUGAACAGAUCCAUCAUAGUAUUAGUAUUAGAUAGGGUGUACGUGACUUUUGUAUAUACAUCAACUUAGUGUUUAAUUAUAGCAGUACUAAAUCUAAGAGUAAUGUAUAAUUAUGUGUGUAUUUUAUGUUUUAUUUUCUCAUGUGAAUACAAAUUAAGAUCUAUAAUAGUAUCACUAUGUGACUGACUCCUGCUUCAAUGUAUCUCUUUAGUCUUU